Molecule: messenger RNA, 837 nt
Organism: Tauraco erythrolophus (red-crested turaco)
Lineage: Eukaryota; Metazoa; Chordata; Aves; Musophagiformes; Musophagidae
Source: RefSeq, a predicted model, not a curated record
AUGCCAGCCUUGCCAGGCCCCCCAGAGAAGAGCCCCGCGCCUCCCUUCGACACCUUUGAGUACUUCCAGGACAAGGAGGACGACCUGGACAAACCCUACAACGACCGCUCCUACCUCAGCUCUGAGGGACUGGCCCGCGAUGAUGCCCGCACAGCCUUGCACUGGCAGGGUGAGAGAUUUGGGGACGGGGGCGAUGUGCUGGGGGUCCAGCCUGGGCGAGCAGCCAGGGAUUUCGGCAUACCCACGGUGCCGGCCCAGCCUCACCCCUUCGCCUCCAGGCUGGGGCGGCCAAGCCGGGUGCGUUUCAGCGACCCCGAGGGCAACGUGCUGUUCGAACACCCCGUGCAAAAGAGCGCUGCCCCCGAGGACGGCAUGGCCAACAUCCAGCUGCUCCGCGGGGAGCAGCUCCGUGUGUCCCUCAUCACCCGGGCUCAGCCCUCCGGAGAGGUCCACGGGCAUAUCCUCAAGCACCGGGCACUCUUUGCAGAGACAUUUGGCGCCAUCCUGACCUCAUCGGACCCCACGCACCUGGGCGCUGGGGGCAUGGCCAUGCUGACGCUGAGCGACACUGAGAACAACCUGCACUUCAUCCUCAUGGCCCGGGGGCUGCUGGAGCCCAAAUCCUCCUGGGUCCCGCUGCGGGUCCGCAUCCUGCACCAGGGUCAGAUGCUGCGGGAGGUCCGCACCAACAUCACCAUGGAGACCAUCACCACCCGCCGCAGCUGUGACACCAUCCAAAGUGUGCUGUGCGGAGCAGACGCCUUGCUGCCGACCAAGACGGGGGCUGUGGGCUCGGCCAAGCUGGCGCUGCACGAGAAUGGCACCCUGGAGUACCAG